Messenger RNA from Rhincodon typus (whale shark), 2875 nucleotides. Its product is annotated as cadherin-23-like. The record is from RefSeq and is a predicted model, not a curated record. Gene Ontology annotation, molecular function: calcium ion binding. NCBI's taxonomy places the organism in Eukaryota, Metazoa, Chordata, Chondrichthyes, Orectolobiformes, Rhincodontidae. Bases 84 to 1628 code for a protein of 514 amino acids. Gene Ontology annotation, biological process: homophilic cell-cell adhesion. The transcript has 11 exons. Gene Ontology annotation, cellular component: plasma membrane.
AGGCAGCCCAGCUCCACCUUCUCAAGAGCAACUUGGCAUGAGUGAAAAGUGCUGGCCUAGCUAGCAAUGCCAGAAUCCCAAGAAUGACUGAAUCAAAUAAACUUUCUGAGCUCCCGACGGUGGAAGCCACUGAUACAGAUGAAGGAGUUAAUGGGAAGGUUUUGUACAGAAUUCUCUCAGGAAAUCCCAACGAUAACUUUCAGAUUGACCCUGACACUGGGCUCAUCUCCAGGGGCUCCCGCCCUUUGGACAGAGAGAGCAGCACUACCCAUGUGUUGCAAGUGGAGGCCUACAACAAUGACUUUGGCAGGAUGAGGAGCACUGUCAGAGUGAUCAUAUAUGUGGAGGAUGUGAAUGAUGAAAAGCCAGUAUUUACCCAGCAACAGUAUAACCGACUAGGGCUGAGGGAAACCGCAGGGAUUGGCACAUCAGUCAUUGUCGUCCGAGCAACCGACAGGGACACUGGAGAUGGAGGCAUUGUCACCUACACAAUCCUGUCUGGCUCAGAGAAGAAGUUUGCCAUUGAUGAGAGUACAGGCCUCAUCACCACAGGGAACUACCUUGAUUAUGAAACCAGGACCAGCUACCUCAUGAAUAUCUCUGCCAUGGAUCAAGCUGCACCGUACAACAGAGGUUACUGCACUGUCUACAUCACCUUGCUCAAUGAGUUGGAUGAGCCUGUGCAGUUUACAAAUGCAUCAUAUGAAGCUACACUAAUGGAAAACAUCCCAACUGGGACUGAAGUGGUCCAGAUCCAAGCUCAGUCUGCUGACAACAUGAAUCUGAUCACCUAUAGGUUCGACCCUGACACCUCUGCCCGCACUUUGUCCUUGUUCCAAAUAAACAGAGUUACUGGAGUGAUAACUGUCCGGGGUCAGAUCGAUCGGGAGAAGGGAGAUUAUUACCUGAUCACAGUCAUUGCAGACGAUGGGGGACCCAAAAAAGACUCCACUGUGGUGAUUAUUACUAUUGAAGAUGAAAACGACAACAGCCCAGUGUUCGAUGCCACUUCCGAUUCUUCUGUGGACAUUCCAGAGGAUGUUGCUAUUGGGAGGCGUGUGGCUGUUGUCUUUGCUCAUGAUCUGGAUGCGGGGAAGAAUGGAAUGGUUAACUUCACCAUUCUGUCUGGAAAUAUGAACAAAACAUUCAAGAUUAGCACAGCUGACAGUAACUGUGGAGAGAUCUACCUUGCUCAGCAUUUGGAUAGAGAACAGACUGAUCGAUACACUUUGACGAUUCAGGCCCUGGACAAUGGAUUACGUCCUCGGAGAACGAAUCACAUUCUAACCAUCACAGCCGUUGAUGUCAAUGACAAUGCCCCAGUUAUCGCAAACGCUGGCAGAUACAACAUCAGCAUUUAUGAGAAUGUCGGUGGAGGUACUGCAGUGACCAGAGUGAGAGCCACAGACGCGGACACUGGCCUUAAUGCCGUGCUCUAUUACUACAUUACUCGUGGAAACGAAGAUCUCACUUUCAGAAUCGACAGGCUGACGGGAGAGAUUGUCACGCGGCCGUCUCCUCCAGAUCGGGAGAGACAGGAUUUCUACCAGCUAACAGUGACAGUGGAAGACGAUGGGACACCUUCACUCUCGGUUAACUCUUUGGAGAAAGAGGAAGAUUCUUCAUAAAGAGCUGAAUUUUUGCAUUGAAGCAUCAAACAGGAAGUCCUUCACCAAUCCCCGAGGUUGUGGGGGAUGGAGGUUGCAAACAAUCACUGGCCUGGGAUUUUGUCCAGGGUACCGCCUUGUGUGAGGUUCCCUGCCCAAUUACAGGUGACAAGUGGGCUGUCAAGGUCCAAAACCCUCGACAGGAAGAGCAGGCGACAGGGAACGUGAGUGAGCCUCUGCCUCAGCUUGAAGAUACCCUUGGAAAAGUUUUUGUGUGUGUGUGUGUGUGUGUGUGUGUGUGUGUAAUCCUGUACCCAAGCAGUGGGAGGUGGGGAGGGGAGGGGAGGACGAGGUUUUAGGUCUGUCUGAACCACUGACAACCCGGCCUGCAGUUUAAUGGUGGCCAAUUGUCAAACAUAUUUCGAAUAGUGUAGCUACUAGCUACAAUUGGGCAGCACCUUCUCAACAAUCUUGAGCUCAUUAAUAGCCACACUAACAACCAACAAAGACUUUCAGUUGAGUUCAUAACAUGGAUCAUGUACUCUUCCAGAAAACUUCAUACAUUUUUAAACAGAGAUCCAUUCUCUGCAAACAAAGGGAACGUGUGAAAGAUUUGCAUCUUUGAUGGACUGCUUCAGAGCUUGGGAAGUCGAUAGUUUCUCAUUGCUUUUGCCACGGCAAUGUAUCAGCCAAUCAAAUGUUGACUUGCUAAGUAAUGCCAACCCUUGCCUCCAGCAGUGAUUCUUUAAAAUGUGGCAUCCUUGCAUUUGCCCUGAUGAGUCCAACUCAUCCAGCAAUGUGUCUCUCUUUUCAGCAAGAUUCCAAACUGAAAAUAGCAUAACUGCAGUGGUCACCCCUUUCAAUGCAUGAAAAAUAGUCAAGUCUUUCACUGAACUUUGUCAAAGAUCAGGGCUCAUGAUGAUGUUGUAAUAUGGUUAGUACAGUAAAAAGGUUUUUUUUUUACUGUGGGAUUUGGAGCAGAAAUGUUGAAAAAUGUCAAGAAUGUCAGUGCUGAAGAUAAUUUGUACUUUAAGCUUUCAGAGCAGGAAGUGGCUUUCUGUGGCAUCAUGAGUCUGUGAGAUAGCUUUUAACCCAUGAAGUGGUUUUAAUCAUAGCAUGGAAUAUCUGUGUUUCCUGCUGAUUUGUGAUUUUUUUUUUAAAUUGAAAAUAUUUUUCUCUGUAUCGCUGCAGAAUUGUCAGCCUGUUUGUUGCAACGACCUCUGUUCCAAAAUAAACAUUGCAAGUGUGUGUUGAUUAUUUUCUAUGUA